AUGGCCACCACCCACCUCCUCACUCCUCCCCGCCUCCACCACCCCUCCCCCUCCCCCUCCCCCUCCCCAGCGGCUCGCCUCCGUGCCACCGCCUCGCUCGCGCACCCGCUCCUCCCCUCCCGCCCCCGCCUAUCCGCCCUUCACUCCCACUCCCCGUCCCCGCGCCACCACCGCCUCCGCCGCACCAUGUCCGUCCGCAGCUCCCUCAUCGACCCGGACGGCGGCGCGCUCGUCGAGCUCGUCGCCCCGCCCGACCGCCUCCCGGCGCUGCGCGCGGAGGCGGACGCGCUCCCGCGGGUGCGCCUCGCGCCCGUCGACCUCCAGUGGGCGCACGUGCUCGCCGAGGGGUGGGCCAGCCCGCUGCGCGGCUUCAUGCGGGAGGCGGAGUACCUGCAGAGCCUCCACUUCAACUGCAUCCGCCUCCCCGACGGGGGCCUCGUCAACAUGUCGCUCCCCAUCGUGCUCGCCAUCGGGGACGCCGAGAAGGAGCGGAUCGGGGAUAAGCCUGACGUCGCGUUAGAAGGGCCCGACGGCGGCGUCGUCGCCAUCCUGCGCAGAGUCGAAAUAUACCCCCACAAUAAAGAAGAAAGAAUCGCAAGAAUAUGGGGUACAACUGCACCUGGUUUACCCUAUGUUGAUGAGGCUAUUGCAUCAGCUGGGAACUGGCUGAUUGGUGGUGAUCUGGAGGUGUUGGAACCCAUCAAAUACAAUGAUGGUCUUGAUCACUACAGACUUUCACCUCGGCAACUCAGGAAUGAGUUCGACAAGAGGGGGGCUGAUGCUGUGUUUGCCUUCCAGUUGAGAAAUCCAGUACAUAAUGGUCAUGCACUGUUGAUGAAUGACACUAGAAGGCGUCUAUUGGAAAUGGGUUACAAGAAUCCCAUCCUACUACUGCAUCCAUUAGGUGGGUUUACGAAAGCUGAUGAUGUCCCACUGCCUGUUAGAAUGGAACAGCACAGCAAGGUCUUAGAAGAUGGAGUCCUUGAUCCUGAGACUACUAUAGUGUCUAUAUUUCCCUCUCCAAUGCAUUAUGCUGGUCCAACAGAAGUGCAGUGGCAUGCAAAAGCACGAAUUAAUGCUGGUGCCAAUUUCUACAUAGUAGGCCGUGAUCCUGCUGGGAUGGGCCAUCCCACAGAAAAGAGGGAUUUGUACAACCCGGACCAUGGAAAGAAGGUCCUGAGCAUGGCUCCAGGUUUAGAGAAACUGAACAUACUGCCCUUCAAGGUAGCAGCUUAUGAUACAGUGGCAAAGAAGAUGGCCUUCUUUGAUCCUUCACGCAGUCAAGAUUUUCUGUUCAUCUCAGGAACAAAGAUGCGCACUUUUGCCAAAAAUGGUGAGAACCCUCCUGACGGUUUCAUGUGUCCUGGAGGGUGGAAAGUCCUUGUCGACUACUACAAUAGCUUACAAGCUGAAGAAGUGACUCCAGUUCCUGUAUGAGAUAAUCUCCUGUUUGACUAUGAGAUUAUUCAAUGGCAGGAAAAAAACUGAAAGCAGGUGAUCCGGAUCAAUUGAGCUUUUCUAAUUUUUUUAAUCUUAGGUUGAUAGUUGAUUGAUAUGAUCAAAGCUUUCGGAUUGUUUAUUUGUCCUCAUAUGAAACUGAAGCCUGAAAAUAUUUGUACAAAAUUGAGCCGAAGCAGCAUGGUUAUUGUUCUGUAAUUGAGCUGGUUCAGCUAUAUAAUAAAGUAUGUGUUCAAUUUUGUUGAGGG
This is a messenger RNA of Panicum hallii, 1706 nucleotides long. RefSeq names its product ATP sulfurylase 2-like. Gene Ontology annotation, biological process: sulfate assimilation. The record is from RefSeq and is a predicted model, not a curated record. The transcript has 5 exons. Bases 1 to 1437 code for a protein of 478 amino acids. NCBI's taxonomy places the organism in Eukaryota, Viridiplantae, Streptophyta, Magnoliopsida, Poales, Poaceae. Gene Ontology annotation, molecular function: adenylylsulfate kinase activity; sulfate adenylyltransferase (ATP) activity.